UGGACAGAGCCACUGGACAGUCUGUGCUGUGACCUGAUCUCUCUGGGUGGAGUUCGAGCUGGGGGAGGUCGCUGAACAUUGAAGCUACUGAAAUUCUCCUCAGAAAACAUUCGUCAAAAGAACAUGAAGCUGUCUUUAAUCCUUCUGUUUCUCCAGCUGUGGGGGUGUGUGGAAGUUUCUUUGUCACAAAAUGUGUGUUCAGAGCUCCCAAAUGUUCCUCACGCUCACGUGUCAGAAGGAACCAGCAAAGCUGUGUACCAGGAAGGAGAUGUGAUACAUUUUUCUUGUGAAUCUGGUUACAUAUCAGAUCAAAUCUCGAAAUUUGUAUGCACAACUGAUGGUUGGCUGGUGGUCCGUCAGGGGAAGUGCUACUCAUGUUCAACGCUUCCAGAUGUUCCCCAUGCCCAAGUAACACAAGAGACAAGAAAAUCUCAGUAUCAAGCAGGAGACAUGAUACAUUUUGAUUGUGAAUCUGGCUAUACAUCAGCUCUCACCAUCAAAUACGUAUGUACAACUGAGGCCUGGCAGCCACUCCAAAAGGGGUCGUGCUACCUUUCAUCUUCCAGAUGUGACCCUCCUCCUACAGUUCAAGGGUUAACAGUGAAAGGUUUACCAGAAAAUUGUCUUCCCAUACGUCCCAAUCACAUCCUCACAUUCAGCUGUGAUGGUCCUGGGAAGUAUCUGAAUGGCGUUUCUGUGCUGAUAUGUGGACAAGAUGGACAAUGGAAUAAUCCAUUCCCGACUUGCAUAGAUCGAUCUUGUAAAGUCGGUGUUAUGCAUCCUCAUCUCUACGUAGCUGGAUUACCACCAUCAAAUGAAAUAAUGGCGACUGGACAUAAAUUGCGUUUUCUUUGCAGCAAUACACAUGAACUAAUUGGGUCUACAGAAAUUGAGUGUUUAGAAAAUGGACAAUGGAAUUCCUCCUUCCCUACUUGCUCUGUUGAACGCAGUUGUGGGAGGCCACCACCUGUUUCAGACGGAGACACCAAAACAAGUACUAAACAGCAGUACCAACAUAAUGAAAGGGUUGAAUAUAUCUGUCAGAAAUGCCACAUCAUGGUUACUGGACCGUUCAAAACCUGUGUGGAUGGUGAAUGGAUUGGAGAGAUUAGAUGUUUGCUACUUAUAGGGUGUUCUAUUUGGUCUGAUUAGAUUAGACAUGUUGCGACACUGGAAGUGCGUCAGAGGUGUGAAAAUGGUGUGAUACAUUUGCCAACUUGCCAGUAAGGAGGUUUUGAUGUAAUAAGUUAGUUAAACAUGAGUACACCAAUGUGUAAAUAAUUAACCAGAGUGAAGUAAUAGUGCUGUUGUGAUCAUUUUAAUAAAAGCAUAUAAGCUAA
Oreochromis niloticus (Nile tilapia) is the source of this 1340-nucleotide messenger RNA. RefSeq names its product complement factor H-related protein 5. The record is from RefSeq and is a predicted model, not a curated record. Bases 124 to 1152 code for a protein of 342 amino acids. Lineage: Eukaryota; Metazoa; Chordata; Actinopteri; Cichliformes; Cichlidae. The transcript has 6 exons.